Pygocentrus nattereri (red-bellied piranha) is the source of this 931-nucleotide messenger RNA. RefSeq names its product CD79a molecule, immunoglobulin-associated alpha (gene cd79a). Lineage: Eukaryota; Metazoa; Chordata; Actinopteri; Characiformes; Serrasalmidae. The record is from RefSeq and is a predicted model, not a curated record. Gene Ontology annotation, biological process: B cell receptor signaling pathway; B cell differentiation. Bases 49 to 729 code for a protein of 226 amino acids. Gene Ontology annotation, cellular component: B cell receptor complex; external side of plasma membrane. The transcript is spliced from 5 exons.
UGACGAAGAGUCUGUAUUUUGGCACCUGUGUGAGAAGUAUAAUCAAAGAUGGAGGCAAGAAUGAUCUUUUUAAUCUGUUUUUUGGCAGCUGCUGCCAAUCCUGCACAACUGAAAACAAUCCUGGAGGAUGACCAGCCCUCCUUACGGAUCCCUGUCAGAGAGAAAGCCACUAUACAUUGCUGUUACAGAGGCACGCCUAAUGAGGUCAUAUGGUACCACAGAGUUAUGAUUUCAUACAAUGAAAGUGCUUUCAACCCGGUCAGGGAAGAUGAGGAACGAAAAAUUAAAAAUUAUAUACAAGAGAAGGUCAAAUGCAGUUCUCUGGAGCUAAAUAAUGUCAAGAAGAUUAAUAGUGGCCUGUAUUGGUGCCUCCUAAAUCACACUGACCCAUUCUACAGUCUGAAUACGCCCGGCACCUUCCUGCAGGUGUUUGAACCCAUUCGCAAGACACUGAACAUCAACGAGACAACUAAAAACAGCAUAAUCACUAUCCAAGGUGUUUUUCUGCUGUUUUGCGUGCUCAUUCCCGGCACCAUGCUCCUCUGCAAGUCAAGGGGACUUCAUGAGCUGGAGAAGAGAAAGGGCAAGGAGGAAGAAAAUAUUUAUGAGGGUCUAAAUCUGGACGAUUGCACCUCCACCUAUCAUCAGAUCCAACGCUCACAGGUACAAGGUCCUUACCAGGAUGUGGUCAAUACUGUGGAAGAGGACAUUCCACUGGAGAAGCCCUGAAUGGGCAGCAGUGGAGAGGCUGAAAGUAAAAAGAGUGGAUUAAGUCUCAGUCUUUAUAAGGGUGAAAAGGGAAAAUGACAUGAAAUCAUAUUUUAAGGCUAUUAAAGAAAACAUACAUGUGUGUUUAUAUAUUUUUUUUACUUUAUCUGUGGAUUUUUAUGUUUAUUUGUGUCUGUAUCAUUAAAAGUAGUCUACUAACACA